This is a messenger RNA of Diachasma alloeum, 1594 nucleotides long. It is a transcript of the gene gny, whose product is annotated as mevalonate kinase. Gene Ontology annotation, molecular function: mevalonate kinase activity; ATP binding. NCBI's taxonomy places the organism in Eukaryota, Metazoa, Arthropoda, Insecta, Hymenoptera, Braconidae. The transcript is spliced from 3 exons. The record is from RefSeq and is a predicted model, not a curated record. Bases 200 to 1342 code for a protein of 380 amino acids. Gene Ontology annotation, biological process: isoprenoid biosynthetic process; cholesterol biosynthetic process. Gene Ontology annotation, cellular component: cytoplasm.
CUUCUCUAUUACCACACACUCUCGUGAUACUGAAAAUUUAUAAAUACUCCAUGUCAUAGGAGUAACAAAAAAUCUUAUCUCCGCAGAGCCCACGUCACGAGCAUUAUUCGUUAAACUCUCGACUAGUUCAGUCCAUUUCCUGUUCACUCAGCGAUAAAAUAAUAAAUACCCAGUUAUAAAGUAAAAUAAUUCUCUCAGAAUGGAAUUCAGGGUAUCAGCACCUGGGAAAAUUGUCCUAUACGGUGAGCACGCAGUGGUGUACGGUAAGACUGCUGUUGCAGCGAGUUUAGACUUGAGAACAACUCUAGAGUUCAAGGAGAUUGAGGAUCAGAUUGUCGGAUUGUCCAUGCCAAAAGUGCGAUUGCAGGUCAAUAUCCCAGUGGGUGAUAUUCACAACUAUUUUUCCAAUGAAAGCUGUCCAAAGUUCAAGGAUGAUCACAACAAUUUUUACCUUCACGUGCAGAAUUACGUCGAGAAAAUUGGAUACACGAAUCUGCAGCAGAAACUGGCACUCGAGGCUUUCUUCUACUUGUUGAUAGCUAUUUCACAGGUCGAGGGGUUGAGUGUGAGGCCUUUCCGGAUUGCCAUAGACUCAGCCCUGGCGAUUUCCUCGGGUCUGGGGAGUUCGGCGUCCUUCGCCGUCUGCAUUGCCACCUGUUUCCUUCAUCUGUCCAAUGCGCAGAAGAACGAGCUCUCGAGUCUCGAUGCAAACGAACUGGAGAAGAUCUCCAGGUUCGCCUUCAGCUGCGAGAAGAUCAUGCAUGGGACACCCUCGGGAAUCGACAACUCCGUCUGCACUUAUGGGUCCAUUAUCGAGUUCAGGAGGGGAGAGACGCUGGAGCCCAUCCUGGGGGCCAUGCAGAUGAGGGUUCUCCUGGUGGAUACCAGGGUUCAGAGGAGCACUAAAGCCCAGGUCGACAAGUUGGAGGCUUUGAAGAGGAGAUACCCCAGUAUUUUUGGUCCAGUGAUUGAGGCGAUUGACAAUGUGUCGAAAGAGGCUCUGGAGGUGAUCAAGACGGUCAGGAGUCUUCCUGGGGAUGGGGGGGAGGGGCUGCACAGCAGCUAUCAACAGUUGAUGACAUUAAUGGAGGUGAAUCAAGGUCUACUAGCAACAUGUCAAACCUCGCAUCCAUCACUCGACCGAAUCUGUGCUGAAGCUAAGAAUUACGGAUUAGCUGCCAAACUGACUGGAGCUGGAGGCGGUGGUUACGCCUACAUUCUGCUAUUACCAGACACACCAACCGAAACAAUCACCAGUAUAUCAAAGAAACUCAUUGCCAAUGGCUACCUCGUCACUCUAACGAACCUCGGUGGUGCUGGAGUCGAGCUGCACACACUGUGACAAAUCGUAACUUAAUUAUUUAUUCUCAUUCAGGGCUGUAGUUAAAAUCAUUAUCAAAUGAUUUACACAUGGUACAUAUUUUCUCUAUCAAUUUUUAUACAGAUCUGUGGGGGCAUUUAUUUAUCUACUUACAUGAUUUAACGGGUCAACUCAUUAUAAAAUUCUUUGUUCAAUUUGUAUACAAAAUAGUGAUCGUCGAAAAAUUAUGAAAUUUAAUUAAAUUAAAAUGACUAAUUAUACGUUGAAUAUGUA